This is a messenger RNA of Penaeus vannamei (Pacific white shrimp), 1877 nucleotides long. Lineage: Eukaryota; Metazoa; Arthropoda; Malacostraca; Decapoda; Penaeidae. The record is from RefSeq and is a predicted model, not a curated record.
UUUACAUCCACGGUGGGUCAGUAAGGUGGCCCGAGGCAAUACACAUCUAAGGUGAUCCUUCCGAGAUCCUUACGUUAAACACAGCUGACUUGGCUCCAGCUGUCCAAUCGUUUAGAUGUGUGCAUUUCAUAGUGUGUGAGCAGAGAGGCGCCCUCACCAUGUCCUGGUGAUCACUACCCACAAUUAGGCAACAGUUUCUAGUAAAAAUCACCAGUAUUUAUCACGGUGCGGCUCUCAAAAACGUCAGGGCACGAGGUAUUUUUGCUGCAGGCGCCGUGUCUGCCGCACUGCUCGCGGUGCUUGUGUGAUCUUUGUGUCGUGCUUGUGAACUUGUCGUGCCAAGAUCGUGGAUUGUGACCUCUCACAACAUCCUGCUGAGGCCUUCGGGAGCAAGAACUUGGCGUGGCUGGUGCCCGGGCGUAGAGUUGAGGCGCUGGGAAGACGCUGGUUGUGAACUCCGGGCGUGUGUAGUGAGCACGCAGUGACCCUCUGAGGACAGGUCUUGGCCACGCCUUUGGCUGAAACCUGGUUCCUCGUGUGGUCACCUGGAUCCGAACUUAUCCCGGGGCUGCGACCUGGAAUCUUUAGACUUCUAUGCCACCUGGUGUACUUUGCUUGCCCACCGUUUCCCCCAUACCACUGAUCUGGUCAAUACACAGUUUUCUCCCUCGAUUGACACCAACAUACAAGUGCCUUCAGUGACAAAUGUUUUUUGUACCUGACGUUUCGCCUUGUGAUCGCUCAUGAUGCAACACCUCACACGUGCCUCCUCUGUGUACCCGUCCUGAGUCCUGGGUCCAGCCCACCUGUCCUGUGCACCUGCCCUUCCCACCUGACCCUCACCUGUCCCACCCACUAUCUAUCCCGACUCGGUACCCGGGCCAUACCUAUCUAUCGCUAACUGCGUGCUCUACUUGCCUGCCCGUUAUCAGUCGGCUCCGGCGGAGGAUCGCGCCUAGAACCACGUGCUCCGUAAUCGCCUUAUCCAAAGUCUGUCCCGCUGCAUGUCAACUGAUCACCCAAGUUCUGACUGAAGUCCGUCUGUUCUUCCUCACUGACCUGCACCCGCUGUUGUCGUGCCCGUCGGCCCUACCUUGCCCAUUGCCCACCCUCCUCUCCUCGCCCUCUGCUCGCAAAGCCCCAAUUCCCCUUCUUCCCCGACACUGCAAGGCAGCAAUAUGGAGCUUCCUAACGGGCGUCUAGGUAGCCACCACCACCAUCACCACCACCAUAGCCACACGCCCACGCCUCAUAUGCCCGCCCAUCCUCCCGCGCACCACUACCCGGGCCACCUGCCAGACUUCCUUAGGUACCACCAGCCACCGCCGCCCAUGCUGUACCGAACCGUAGAGAAGAUGUGGAGCGGAGGCGCGUCCGGAGGCGGCGGCGGCGGCGGCGGAGGAGGAGGCCUUCCCGGGGGUCUAGGAGGACACCUGGGCGUGUCUGGAGAAGGACAGCCGCCUCACUCUCUGUCCUCCCACGAGUCGCACGACGUCAAGAAGGCAACGCCCACGCCUCCUCCUACAGCAGCCGUAGUAGCCGCAGCGGCGGCGGCGGUUUCUGCAGCCCAGUCGUCGCCCGCAGCGCCCACGCCUAUGGACACCACCUCGCACUUACCCGCCAUGCUCUCCCACCUCACACAAGGGCUGAGCAACCACCACAAUAACCCACACAGGGAUUCCCCGACGCCCACACAACAGCAAGCGCCUCCUAGCCAACCGCCCCCGCCGCCCGCACAGUCUCCUACGCCCAUCCACACGCCGACCCAGGAAGUGCAGAAGAUGAAGUGUAUCACAAGGUCAAGCCCACCACAUCCCCGUCACAGCCCUGACACCGGAAACCACCAGAUGGUAGACAAGGCAAGCAACAUGUCCUGA